Molecule: messenger RNA, 2423 nt
Organism: Cannabis sativa
Lineage: Eukaryota; Viridiplantae; Streptophyta; Magnoliopsida; Rosales; Cannabaceae
Product: probable LRR receptor-like serine/threonine-protein kinase At1g56130
Exons: 19
Coding region: 235-2181 (648 amino acids)
Molecular function (GO): protein binding
Source: RefSeq, a predicted model, not a curated record
CUUGAUAAAAUAAAUGGUCCACUAUGAGUAGCUAUAGAUAUACUUUUGUAAUGGUCAAAGGAGCCAAAGAAGCAACACCUACUUUCUAUAUUGGAUUUUGCCCUUGUACUUAAUUACCAUAAAUCUUUAAAUAUGUAAUUUAAACUCAUUUUUCCAAAUUCCAAAUGGCCGUGUAACUAGUUUAUAAUCUUUUAGAACUACCUUGCAUGAGCUCUUAUUAUUACUGCUCAAAAAAUGGAGUUUUGGAGCUUCUCUUUCCUUCUACUUUGUAUGUUUCGGUUAGUGUUUUCACAAUCAACAACUGACCCCAAUGAAGUGGCUGCACUUAAAAAGAUGAUAGAUUACUGGAAAUUAGGAAGGUAUUUGAAUCUUUCAACUGACCCUUGCAACCCAAAUUCGAAAUGGGCACCUGAGACUGCAAACCCUCGUGUAGCUUGUGAUUGCUUGAGUAGCACCUGUCAUAUAACCCACCUGAAGAUAUAUGCUUUAGAUAUUUAUGGUGAAAUACCAAAAGAGCUUUUUCAGCUUAAGAAACUAAUGGACUUGAAUCUUGCUCAGAAUGUUCUGAGUGGCUUUAUCCCUGCUGAAAUUGGACAAUUAUCAGAAAUGCAGUACCUGAGCCUUGGCAUAAACAAUCUGACAGGGCCGGUGCCCCCGGAGCUAGGCAAUUUAACCAAGAUGGUUUCUCUAAGUUUUAGUUCAAAUGGUUUUGUGGGAGAAUUACCUACACAACUUGGAAAAUUGACCUCCCUAGAGCAGUUGUACAUUGAUAGCAGUGGAGUUACAGGACCAAUUCCACAAGAAUUUGCAAACUUAAAAUCCCUUAGAAUUCUUUGGGCAUCUGAUAAUCUAUUCACCGGAAAACUCCCACAAUUCUUGGGGACUCUCACUGAAUUCAUAGACCUACGAAUCGAAGGAACAUCUCUCGAAGGCCCGAUUCCUAGCAGUUUUAGCGCUCUAACUAAACUUGAGACCCUGAGAAUUGGUGAUCUAAGCCUUGAAGAUUCUUCUCUUAAUUUCUUGGAAAAUCAAACUAGUUUGUCCAUUCUGACUUUGAGAAAUUGUCGAUUGUCUGGCGAAAUUCCACAACGAAUUGGUAGGCUGGUAGAGUUGCAGCAACUGGACUUAAGCUUUAACAAGUUGACUGGCUCAAUACCAAACUCAUUCCAAGACUUAACAAUGUUAACUUAUCUAUAUCUUGGAAACAACAACAUGAGGGGAGAGUUACCUGAAAAUAUCAUUACUCCAAAGCUUUUAGCAUUAGAUGUUUCUUUCAACAAUAUAACUGGAAAUGUUCCUCCAAACUAUGCUAAAACAGGAUUUUCGAUGAAUGUCCUCGGAACCUCAAUCAAUGCAAACACUUUACUUGACAGGAAAUCACUUGACCUUCUGCUCUGCCUCCAACAAGAGAGUAAAUGUGCUAAUCAAGCACCAACAUCAUCAUUCUCUGUUAAAAGUGGUGGGACAGAAGUAGUAUCUGCAUCAGGCACCAAGUAUGCAGCUGAUUCUGAACAACUAGGAGCAGCAUCAUUGUACACAAAUUCUAAGCUCAACUGGGCAGUAAGCAAUACCGGGAACUUCUUGUUCAGUCCAAAAGGGCCUCAAUAUAUAGCAAGUACAAAUUCCCAAAUCACAAAAACUUUGGACUCUGAACUGUACAAAACAGCUAGAAUUUCACCAAACUCGCUAAGAUACUUCGGCUUUGGUUUGGUGAACGGGGAGUAUGUAGUUGAGCUUCACUUUGCCGAGAUAGCGAUGGGGGACAGUCGAACUUGGAAAGCCCUUGGAAGGCGCAUAUUUGAUGUUUACAUUCAGGGUGACAAAGUAGUAAAAGACUUGAAUAUUAAGAAAGAAGCCGGGGGAUCGAAAAGUGCAUUGGUGAAAACAUUCAAAGUCAAUGUGACAAACUCAGUCAUGGAUAUCCACUUCUUUUGGGCUGGGAAAGGAACUUGUUGCAUUCCUUUUCAAGGCACAUAUGGACCUUUGGUGUCGGCCAUUAAUGUCUACCAAGGUGGAAUUGGUUCAGCUUCGAAAAGGAACAAGAAGAAUGUUGGAAAAGUAGUAGGGAUAGCACUAGGAUGUGUGGCGGGCAUGGCUAUUAUCUUGUCAUUGUUCUAUCUUUGGUGGACAAAGCGUGCAUUACAACAUACACUAGUUGAAACGGACUCACCCAAAAAAUGAUUGAAUUGAACUCAUCAAAGAAAAUUAAGAAUGGUGUCCUAUUUUAUCGUAUGUAUAUGUAUAUCAUGCUAUAAGCUUUGUUCAAUGUUAAUAUUAAUAAUGAUUAAUAAAGUGAAGGGGAUAAUCUUUCAAGCCAUUGUCUUUAAAAUGUAAUGUCAUUUACAUAUAUGGUUUCAAUUUGGAUUGAAUGUCCAUGUCUUGAAUAGACGUUAUUUUGUUUGGCACUCACUUUUGUCACCAAA